AUGGGAAGGCAACAGAAUGAGAUCAUGCCCUUCAAGAAUAAGGAAGCACAUCAGGUAUACUUCUCCAUGCGCCGCCAAGGCCUGUUUAAGAAAGCUAGUGAACUUUCCAUUCUGUGUGGUGCAAUUGCUGGUAGACCGUUGUCCUUUGGCCAUCUCUCCAUUGAGACUGUUAUUGACCACUUCCUCACUUCGGGCAGUCCUAAUGGCCCUGCUUCGGGUGGUGCAAGCAAUGAUAGUGGUGGGGUGACAAACACUGUGCAUCAGUUGAAUGAGAAGUACUCAGAGUUGCAACAGUUUUUGGAGACUGAGAAGAAGAGAAAGUAG
Molecule: messenger RNA, 324 nt
Organism: Phragmites australis (common reed)
Lineage: Eukaryota; Viridiplantae; Streptophyta; Magnoliopsida; Poales; Poaceae
Product: agamous-like MADS-box protein AGL62
Exons: 1
Coding region: 1-324 (107 amino acids)
Biological process (GO): regulation of transcription by RNA polymerase II
Molecular function (GO): RNA polymerase II cis-regulatory region sequence-specific DNA binding; DNA-binding transcription factor activity, RNA polymerase II-specific; protein dimerization activity
Source: RefSeq, a predicted model, not a curated record